AUGAACGACCUAUACAGAAAUUUAGUCUAACUGAACAUAUAACUUUAUAAAAUUGCACAACACUUUGACAGAUAGGACACGAACAUUGAUCAACAAACAUGACAGGAAAGGCCCUUGCCUUUCUUCUUGGUGUCUUAACUUCAAUUCAGCCGGAUUGCAAUGCACUGGAAUGUUUCAACUGCAAGUCUAUUGGAGAUGUUCAUGAUUGUAAUAUCACAUCUGUCUGUAGCUCUGGGGAGUCCUGUUCAACAGUAUCAGCUCAACCGACAGCCAAAGGAACUGCAAGGUUCAAUAUGGGUUGUAUACAAAAUCAGCUUUGUGGAAGCACAAAUACUGCUGGUAUAGCCGUAGGUAAAAGGCAAAAAAACAUUGUGACGAAUGCUGCUCUUCAGACCAUUGCAACAGUGCUCUCUGUUCCCAUCUACAACCGUCUGCAUGUGUUGAUGACGAGACCGAAGACUGUGCAAAGCUUCAUUCCCUUUUUCAAAUAUGUAAAGAUAUACAACAUGCAAAGCUUGUUUGUCCUAGAUUUUGCGGCCUUUGUAAUGUUGUCGACGGCAAUUGGGCAAAUUGGUCAAAUUGGUCUGUGUGUGAUGUCACGUGUGGAAAUGGAACACAAAUUAGAACUAGAACCUGCACACAUCCUGCACCUGAGCAUGGAGGGACAAAUUGUACUGGUCCAUAUUUACAAAAUCAACAAUGCGUAAGAGAAGUUUGUCCAG
Molecule: messenger RNA, 722 nt
Organism: Ruditapes philippinarum (Manila clam)
Lineage: Eukaryota; Metazoa; Mollusca; Bivalvia; Venerida; Veneridae
Exons: 7
Coding region: 99-707 (202 amino acids)
Source: RefSeq, a predicted model, not a curated record